Messenger RNA from Vitis vinifera (wine grape), 1512 nucleotides. RefSeq lists its product as uncharacterized. The record is from RefSeq and is a predicted model, not a curated record. Gene Ontology annotation, biological process: transmembrane transport. The transcript is spliced from 12 exons. Lineage: Eukaryota; Viridiplantae; Streptophyta; Magnoliopsida; Vitales; Vitaceae. Bases 204 to 1217 code for a protein of 337 amino acids. Gene Ontology annotation, cellular component: membrane. Gene Ontology annotation, molecular function: transmembrane transporter activity.
GCAGGCCAAAAAGUCGCCAAGAACGGUAGCUGCAGAUUUGGAUGCGUGAGUGUGACCGCAGUGAAGCACAUGUCUGGUCUAAAUGAUUUAAGUACGAUGAGAAAAAUGUGGGGUGUUGCGUAUGGAAGUUUUUAUUUGAUUUUUCUGAGCACUGAACACUGAAUCUGAGUACAGAACACUGAAACUGGUGUGGUGAGUGCGCCAUGAGCAGCUGGUGGAGAAGCCAUGGAAUCUUGCUGCGAACUUUGUAUGUAUUGUUUCUGGGUCAGGUCGUUUCUUUUGUACUUGCAGUCGCCAGCUUCUCUUCGUCUUUUAUAGCCGAUCUUGGUGUGGAUGCGCCUCUUACACAGAGUUUCUUCACUUAUUUGUCUUUAGCUUUGGUUUAUGGGAGUAUCUUGUUGUAUAGGCGUCAGAAACUUCGGAUUUCCUGGUACUGGUAUCUCUUCUUGGGCUUUGUCGAUGUUCAAGGGAAUUAUCUGGUCAAUAAAGCCUAUCAGUAUUCAUCGAUUACUAGUGUGACAUUAUUGGACUGUUGGACCAUACCAUGGGUCAUUAUUCUCACAUGGAUCUUUCUAGGCACUCGAUAUUCCUUAUGGCAGUUCUUUGGUGCAGCUCUCUGUAUUGUAGGCCUUGGUUUAGUCCUUCUCUCUGAUGCUGGGGUGGGCGGUGGAGAUGGUUCAAGACCUCUUCUCGGUGACAUACUUGUCAUUGCAGGGACACUUUUCUUUGCCUUGAGCAAUGUUGGUGAGGAAUUUUGUGUCAAGAAGAAAGAUCGUGUUGAGGUAGUAACAAUGAUUGGUAUUUUUGGAUUGCUAGUGAGUGUAUGCGAGAUAUCCAUAAUGGAGUUAAAGAGUCUGGAAUCGGUGGAGUGGUCUACUGAUAUUAUAUUAGGCUUUGUUGGUUAUGCCGUGUCAACCUUUCUGUUCUAUACCAUUGUUCCCUUUCUUCUGCAGAUCAGUGGAGCCACAUGGUUCAACCUUUCCCUUCUCACAUCUGAUAUGUGGGCAGUGGUGAUUCGCAUCUUUUUCUACCACCAGAAGGUUGAUUGGUUAUACUAUAUUUCUUUUGCAAUGGUUGCUGUUGGACUCGUCAUUUAUUCAAAAACUGAAAAGGACCCCAUUCCCCUACCAACUCUUGGGGAUGGAAACCACAAUGCAGAAUAUCAAGUGCUAGAUGAAGAGAAUACAGAAUCUAGGAAUGAAACUCCUGCUUCAUGAGGAUCAGAGCAGUUUAAAAAAAAAAAAAAGGGAUUGACUUGGAAGUUGUCUCCCCUGCUGCUAGAAGCUGUCCUCUUGAGAGAUAAAUUUUUAAAUAGGCAUAGCGAUUCAGAGAAUGUGGCAAGCUUUCUUACAAGAAGGCUGAGCCAUUGACUAGUUGGUAGUAAGAUAGCAGUCGUUCCGACUGAUCCAAUGUGAUAUUGUCUAUCUGUUAAGCAUCUUAGUUACUGUAUGCUGCUACCAUUUUUCUGGUUAUUCAAUUAUUAUUUAAUUUUUCUUAGCAUUUCCAAACUGA